This is a messenger RNA of Pterocles gutturalis (yellow-throated sandgrouse), 3522 nucleotides long. RefSeq names its product contactin 5 (gene CNTN5). The coding region runs from base 111 to 2768 and encodes 885 amino acids. Gene Ontology annotation, biological process: brain development; cell-cell adhesion. Gene Ontology annotation, molecular function: cell-cell adhesion mediator activity. The record is from RefSeq and is a predicted model, not a curated record. Lineage: Eukaryota; Metazoa; Chordata; Aves; Pterocliformes; Pteroclidae. The transcript has 19 exons.
AAAUCUUUAGUAUGUAACUGAGAUGCUCUGUUCUUUUCAUAGAUCUGGGUAAUUUCAGUGGUCGGACAAGAAGUGCCGUCUCUGUACGUGAAGGUCAAGGAGUUGUUCUGAUGUGCUCGCCUCCACUUCAUUCGCCAGAGAUCAUCUAUAGCUGGGUAUUUAAUGAAUUCCCAUCUUUUGUGGCAGAAGACAGCAGACGCUUCAUCUCUCAGGAGACAGGCAAUCUCUACAUCUCCAAGGUGCAAACAUCUGAUGUUGGCAGCUAUAUAUGCCUGGUAAAAAACACCGUAACAAAUGCCAGAGUUUUGAGUCCUCCUACACCUCUGACACUGAGAAACGAUGGUGUGAUGGGGGAAUAUGAACCAAAAAUUGAAGUCCAUUUUCCUUACACAGUUACAGCUGCAAGGGGAACCACUGUUAAAAUGGAGUGUUUUGCACUUGGCAACCCUGUUCCAACAAUCUCUUGGAGGAAAGUUAAUGGUCAUAAUCCAAGUAAAGCCCGCCUGAGAAAAUCCCAAGCUGUGCUUGAAAUACCUAACGUGCAACUAGAGGAUGCAGGGAUGUAUGAAUGUAAGGCUGAAAACUCUCGUGGAAGAAAUGUCUUCAGAGGACAACUACAAGUGUACACCUACCCCCACUGGGUGGAGAAACUUAAUGAUACUCAGUUAGACAGUGGAGAUCAGCUCCGAUGGGAAUGUAAAGCCACUGGAAAGCCAAGACCCACGUAUCGUUGGCUGAAGAAUGGAGUUCCUCUCUGGCCACAGAGCAGGAUUGAGAUGGUUAAUGGUGUUCUGAUGAUCCACAGUGUAAAUGUCUCAGAUGCUGGAAUGUAUCAGUGCUUAGCAGAAAAUAAGUAUGGCACCAUUUAUGCCAGUGCUGAGCUGAAGAUUUUAGCUUCAGCUCCCACUUUCCCACUAAAUCAAAUGAGGAAAACAAUAAUUAUUACCAAGGGCCAAGAAGUUGUCAUUGAGUGCAAGCCACAGGCCUCUCCAAAGCCAACUAUCACUUGGAAGAAAGGAGACAAAGCGUUAAGGGAGAGUAAGAGGAUAACUAUUCUUCCACAUGGGAGCCUGCGAAUCUUGAAUGCUUCCAAGUCUGAUGAAGGCCGGUACUUAUGCCAAGGUGUAAAUGUAUUUGGAUCUGCAGAAAUCAUUGCAUCACUAUCUGUUAAAGAACCUACAAGAAUAGAGCUGACUCCGAAGAAGAUAGAGUUAACGGUUGGAGAAAGCAUUGUUCUCAGUUGCAAAGCCCUUCAUGACAGCACCCUAGAUGUCACUUUCUAUUGGACACUCAAUGGACAGCCAAUUGACUUUGAAAAAGAAGGUGGACACUUUGAAAGCAUCAAGGCACAAGCGUCCUCUGCAGAUUUAAUGAUCAGGAACAUCCUCCUGAUGCACGCUGGUAGAUACGGCUGCAGGGUCCAGACGGCAGCGGACACCGUGUCGGAUGAGACGGAGCUGCUUGUGAGGGGUCCUCCUGGUCCCCCAGGGGUUGUAAUAGUGGAGGAAAUUACAGACACCACAGCAACACUCUCCUGGAGUCCUGGGGCAGACAAUCACAGCCCUAUCUCCCUCUACAACCUGCAAGCACGCAGUCCAUUUUCUCUUGGCUGGCAGACCGUAAAAACAGUUCCAGAUAUGAUAAGUGGUGACAUGGAGUCUGCUAUGGCUGUCGAACUGAACCCUUGGGUGGAGUAUGAGUUCAGAGUAGUAGCAACCAACCAAAUUGGAACCGGAGACCCAAGUGCACCAUCGCGAGUGAUCAGAACCAACGAAGCAGUUCCAAAGACACCUCCAGCUAAUGUAAGUGGCAGAAGUGGAAGGCGACAUGAAUUAGUAAUAGCAUGGGAGCCAGUGUCAGAAGAGUUUCAGAAUGGAGAAGGAUUUGGAUAUAUUGUAGCCUUCAGACCCAACGGAACACGUGGCUGGAAGGAAAAAAUGGUGACAUCUUCAGAUGCCUCAAAGUUCAUCUACAGAGAUGAAAGUGUGCCACCUCUGACUCCUUUUGAGGUGAAAGUUGGUGUUUACAACAACAAAGGAGACGGUCCCUUCAGCCCUAUUGUAGUCAUCUGCUCAGCUGAGGGAGAACCCACUGCUGCUCCCAUCGAUGUCAAAGCUACAAGUUUGUCUGUAUCAGAGAUUCUUGUUGCGUGGAAACAUAUUAAAGAAAGUCUAGGAAGACCACAGGGAUUUGAGGUUGGUUACUGGAAGGACAUGGAGCAGGAAGAAGCAGCAGAAAAGGUCAAAACUGAGGGAAAUGAGUCAUCCAUCCUUCUGACAGGAUUAGAAGGAAACACAUUAUAUCACCUAACGGUGAGGGCAUACAACGCUGCAGGGUACGGACCACCUAGCACUGCUGUGCGUGCAGCAACCAAGAAGUCCCCUCCCAGCCAAGCACCAAGCAAUAUUAUGUGGAUACAGGAUGGCUCUCAUGUGUCUCUUGGGUGGGAGCCAGUCAGACCUCUACCUAAUGAAUCUGACGUAAUGGGAUACAAGGUAUUAUUUAGGCAAGAAGGCCAGAGCAACAGUCAAGUUAUAGAAACACAAAAAACAUCUGCAGUGGUACUUCUUCCUGAUGUUGGUGUCUACAUCAUCGAGGUCUGUGCAGUCAGUGAAGGAGGGGAUGGGACUGCAAGUCCCCAGAUCAGAGUUCCAUCUUUUUCAGGAGGGAAAGUAACAAGUGCUCAGUCCACCUUACAUGUGUUGUCUACUUCCUCGUCCUCUGUAACAUUGCUUUUGGCACUGAUGGUUCCUUCAGCCUCAUGGUGAAGACUGCAGAAUUUAUUAUUGUUGUUAUUUGUUUGCUUUAGCUUGAUGACACCAAGGAAUGGAGUUUUAUGUCCGUGGAGAAACUGAAAACCUAAGCUAAUGCUUAAAGACCCAUAGAAAUGCCUGUGAUGCACUUAGAGGAGCGUUGGAGACACAGUCAAUAAUUCAUCAGGUUUUUUUCUCUUCUUUUUUUGUAAAAGUCCUCUGGGGAGGGGACACUUCUUGGCCCAAAAAAUAUGCAGAUUGUAUGUAAUAAACUUUUGUAAGCAAACGUAAUUUCUGUCAAACGUACUUUACUUUUUUAAUAUGUUCAAUUUUGGUGACCCCAGUCAUGUAUCAUUAGGUGUUUAAACAGUGGUAUCUAGUACAGUACAUCUGUUUGGUUUGGAAAAAAAUCCUUUUUUAAAAUAUAGAAUAAAGUUUGAUACAGCUUUGUCGAAUACUUUUCUUGCAUCUCCUAUGGCUGGCUAUUCUUACUGACAAGAGAAAAAAAUAUAAUUUAGAUACAUAGCCCACUGCAAAAGUACAGAGAACUUUGUUCUGAAAAUAUAUGGAUAAGUAUUUAAUCAGCAAAAAGUAUUGUCAAUAAAAUACUAGGCAGCACGCUCAAGAAGUGGCAAAAUGGAGCAGAAAAGCCAUUUAUUUUAUUACAAGGUAAAUGGAAAGUGAUUAAACACAAAAGGAAAGUAGUUUGCUUUUUAUCAAAUACCACAACUUAAUGUCAAAUGAAUUAAAUAUUUAUUUUCAAUAGCAA